AGGAAAAGCCUAGUAAUAAGCGGCGUCAGCACAGAUGCCUGGCUGUCUAAUGUGUUUAUGUGGAUAAGUUGUGUUUAAGCUCCGAUGGAUGUCGUUAUUUAUCUCGCAGCGGCGGCGAUUUUAAUUGUCCUGAUAAUAUUCGCUGUUAAAAUCCGUGGACGCACAGCUGAAGUAGCCGAUCAAGAGGACCGCCAGAAUGUCGUUGCACGAGUUGCAGCACCGCCUCGCGUGGCAGAGGAUCGGGGCGCAGGAAUGCCACGGCGUCGCAGAGGCCUGGACAGGAUGAUGGCACAGAGACGUGCGCAGCGAGACGCCGCCGAGAUCGAAAACAUUGCUGCAGAGGUAGAUGAGGAUGAGGAGGUGGAUGAUGAACGAUCCCAGGCGGAAGAGAGACCUCAGGCUACUGGAAAAGUGGGCGCUAAGAAGCAGAGGAAGCUGGAGGAAAAGGAAGCCAGGAGAGCGCAAAGACAGGUGGAGAUGGAGGAGCGAGAAGAGAGGAAGCGCAUGCAGGAGCUGAGGGAACAGGAGAGAAAGAAAGAAGAAGAGAAGGAGAGAUUGCAGGAACAGAAAGAGGAGGAGGAGAUGCGUCGUGCUAAGGAGGAACAGGAAAGGAAAGAGGAAGAGGAGUACCAAAAACUCAAAGCAUCCUUCAUCGUUGAGGAGCAGGGAGAAGCAGAGGAGCUGACCGAACAAGAGUCUCGCAACCUGCUUCAAGAGUUUAUCCAGUAUGUCAAGGACUCUAAAGUAGUGCUGUUAGAGGACUUGGCGUCACAUUUUGAAAUGCGCACUCAGGAUGCCAUCGCCAGACUGCAGGACCUGAUAGCAGAAGGUUCUAUUACAGGAGUGAUUGAUGACAGGGGGAAGUUUAUCUUCAUUACUCCAGAGGAGCUGGAUGCCGUGGCUCAGUUCAUCAAACAGAGAGGAAGAGUGUCUAUAUCUGAACUUGUACAAGCCAGUAACAUGCUCAUCAACCUGAGUCCGAUAAUUCAACCCACGUCUUGAAGACACACACACACACACACACACACACACAAUAAUAUCAGCAGAUGAUUGUUUCUGAACACACUGAUGAUAACAUUUUUGCCAGCCAUGCAAUUUCUAUUUUUUAAAUAAAAGUGGACUGAAUUAUUA
Messenger RNA from Clarias gariepinus (North African catfish), 1131 nucleotides. It is a transcript of the gene ddrgk1, whose product is annotated as DDRGK domain containing 1. The transcript is spliced from 9 exons. The record is from RefSeq and is a predicted model, not a curated record. Lineage: Eukaryota; Metazoa; Chordata; Actinopteri; Siluriformes; Clariidae. The coding region runs from base 85 to 1002 and encodes 305 amino acids.